Molecule: messenger RNA, 2664 nt
Organism: Neoarius graeffei (lesser salmon catfish)
Lineage: Eukaryota; Metazoa; Chordata; Actinopteri; Siluriformes; Ariidae
Gene: slc8a2a
Product: solute carrier family 8 member 2a
Exons: 11
Coding region: 1-2664 (887 amino acids)
Biological process (GO): sodium ion transmembrane transport; cell communication; calcium ion import across plasma membrane
Cellular component (GO): axon; postsynapse; sarcolemma
Molecular function (GO): calcium:sodium antiporter activity
Source: RefSeq, a predicted model, not a curated record
AUGGCGUCUCCUCUCCUCCUGCUCCUCCUCGUCCUGUCCGUGUUGUGUGUGUGCGGCAGCGCUGAGGUGAACACCAGUGCUAAGCAGAGCUGUAUGGUGAAGGUGGAGUGCUCCGAAGGGAUUCUACUUCCUGUUUGGCUCCCUCACAACCCCCCGCUGCCCCAGCAGGUGAUUCGGGCUGUGAUCUACUUCCUGUUUCUGCUGUACAUGUUCCUGGGCGUGUCCAUCAUUGCUGACCGCUUUAUGGCCUCCAUCGAGGUCAUCACCUCACAGGAGAAAGAGGUGACCAUUACAGGGCCAAAUGGGGAACAGACAGUGAUAAUGGUACGGAUAUGGAACGAAACUGUAUCCAAUCUCACUCUGAUGGCCCUUGGCUCCUCCGCUCCAGAGAUCCUCCUGUCAGUUAUAGAGGUAUGUGGGCACGGCUUCAAAUCGGGCGAGCUCGGCCCUGGCACGAUCGUGGGCAGUGCUGCCUUUAACAUGCUCAUAAUCAUCGCAAUCUGUGUGUUUGUAAUCCCGGAUGGUGAGGUGAGGAAGAUCAAACACCUGCGUGUGUUCUUCAUCACCGCCUCCUGGAGUAUCUUUGCCUACAUUUGGCUCUACCUUAUUCUCUCCGUCAUGUCCCCGGGCAUUGUUGAGGUGUGGGAAGCCCUGCUCACCCUCUUGUUCUUCCCCGUUUGUGUCCUGAUGGCAUGGAUUGCAGACCGACGGCUCCUCCUCUACAAAUAUCUUCAUCGGCGAUACCGUUCCGACAAGCGCCACGGCAUCAUUGUGGAGACGGAGGGCGAUCUGGCACCCAAUGGCAUUGACAUCAUCAUGGAGGGGAAAUUUCAUGGCAAUGCCAAUGGUGGCCCUAGCAACGUCAACAACAUGGAGAAAAGCAAAGACCCUGAGCAAGACCGUGAGGAGGUGAUCCGGUUGCUACGUGACCUGCGACAGCAACAUCCUGAGAAAGACUUGGACCAGUUGAUUGAGAUGGCCAACUAUUCGAACCUGCAAAAGCAACCCAAGAGUCGUGCGUUUUACCGCAUACAGGCGACACGCAUGAUUAUUGGAGCUGGAAAUGUGUUAAAGAAGCAUGCUGCAGCAGAACAGGCCAAACGUAUGAACACCGGCUCCAAUGAUGAUCUACUGACUUGCGCACGUGUGGCCUUUGAGCAGGAUCAUUAUCGCUGCAGCGAAAACUGUGGCCAGUUGAGUGUAUGGGUUAUACUGUGGGGAGGCAGUGGCUCCGGAACAUUCCAGGUGGACUACCGGACUGAAAAUGGCUCAGCCAGCGCCGGAGUGGAUUACGAUUACUGUGAGGGAAUGCUAGAGUUUCAACCUGGAGAUACACGCAAAGAAAUAAAGAUUGGUAUCAUAGAUGAUGAUGUUUUCGAGGAAGACGAGCAUUUCUUUGUUCAUCUCUCAAACCUGCGUGAGUCAGGGGUCGAAGCCACAGAGGCCGUCCAACUGGUGGAACCAGUGGUUGCCACGGUAACAAUUCUGGAUGAUGACCACGCUGGCGUGUUUUCAUUUGGGCGGCGCGAGAUCCUUGUUGCUGAGUGUGGGGGUUUCGCUGAGGCAACUGUCACUCGGGAGACGGGAACACGGGGCACUGUGGUCAUCCCGUUUCACACUGAGGAUGGAACGGCGCGCAGUGGAGUCGACUACCAACAAACACACGGCGAACUGGAGUUCAACAAUGAGGAGAACUGUAAGACAAUUCAGGUGCCAAUCAUCAAUGUCCAGGAACUUGAUAAGCGAGAAAACUUUUACAUCAUCCUCAAAGAACCUCGGUGGCUCAAGAGAGGAAUUUCAGGUACUCCCAGUGCUGAGCAGGAAGAGGCGAGGAGGAUCGCUGAGAAGGGGCGGCCGGUUCUGGGGGAACACAGCAAGUUGGAGGUCAUUAUUGAAGAGAGUAUGGCCUUUAAGGACACAGUCGAUCGUCUGUUAAAGGACACUAACCUGGCUGAAGUGAUUGGAACACACUCAUGGAGAGAACAGUUCAUUGAGGCUGUCACUGUUAGUGCAGGAGAGAACGAUGAGGGUGAAGGGGGCGAGCCACGCCGGCCGUCCUACUGCGAUUACUUCAUGCACAUGAUGACGGUGUUCUGGAAGCUGAUAUUCGCCUUUGUCCCGCCCACUGGGUACUGGAAUGGCUGGGCCUGCUUCAUUGUCUCCAUCUCCGUCAUUGGCCUCCUCACGGCCGUCAUCGGAGACCUGGCGUCUCACUUCGGCUGCACCGUGGGGCUACGGGACACCGUCACGGCUGUGGUGUUCGUCGCCCUCGGCACCUCCAUCCCUGAUACCUUUGCAAGUAAGGUCGCGGCGGUUCAGGAUCAGUACGCCGACGCCUCGGUGGGAAACGUGACCGGCAGCAACGCCGUGAACGUCUUCCUGGGGAUCGGUGUGGCCUGGUCCAUCUCAGCAAUCUACUGGGAGGUCAAAGGUCAGUCGUUCCACGUGGAGCCAGGCUCGCUGGCCUUCUCUGUUACACUCUUCACCAUCUGCGCCUUCGUCAGCAUGGGCGUGCUCAUGCUGCGGCGCCGCCCCUCUGUGGGCGGAGAACUGGGUGGGCCUAAAGUCUUCAAAAUCCUCACGUCCAUGCUGUUCACCUGCCUGUGGCUCUUCUACAUCACCGUCUCCAGCCUGGAGGCGUACUGCCACAUCAAAGGCUUCUGA